Molecule: messenger RNA, 1026 nt
Organism: Daucus carota subsp. sativus
Lineage: Eukaryota; Viridiplantae; Streptophyta; Magnoliopsida; Apiales; Apiaceae
Product: peroxiredoxin-2E, chloroplastic
Exons: 1
Coding region: 175-855 (226 amino acids)
Biological process (GO): cellular response to oxidative stress; cell redox homeostasis; hydrogen peroxide catabolic process
Cellular component (GO): cytoplasm
Molecular function (GO): thioredoxin peroxidase activity
Source: RefSeq, a predicted model, not a curated record
UUUUGGAGUUACCUCACAGCCCUUUGUUGUUUUCCCCCGCAUAGUUUCAUCCGCCCAUACGCCCCCCAGUCUCCAAACUCAACCUAAACCCCAAUUUACCUUACCCAACUCCCCUUGUUAACACCCCAUCUUUCUUCAUCUCCUCUCCCCAGACAAACCCUCUCCGAAUCAUCAAUGGCAUCCAUCACAGCAUCCGCAUCAUUCACCCUCUCCAGACUCAUCUCCGCCCCCAAACCCUCUCUCCUUCCCCUCAAAGCCUCCCUCAUUUCAUCCUCAUCCUCCUUCACUUCUCUCCCUCUCAAACUCAAAUCCUCCCCCAGACAACCCCUCAGACACAAUUUCUCAACCACCCCCAAAAUCUCCGCCACCAUUUCCGUCGGCGACACUCUCCCGGACUCCACUUUCUCGUACUUCGAUUCCGCCGGGGAGCUCCAGACCACCACCGUCUCCGAUCUUACCAAAUCCAAGAAAACCAUCUUCUUCGCCGUCCCGGGGGCCUUCACUCCCACCUGCUCCCAGAAACACCUCCCGGGCUUUGUUGAAAAGGCGGCGGAGCUCAAGUCCAAAGGGGUCGACACAAUUGCUUGCGUUUCGGUUAAUGAUGCGUUUGUGAUGAAGGCGUGGAAGGCUGACUUGAAGGUCGGGGAUGAGGUGUUGAUGUUGAGUGAUGGGAAUGGGAAUUUCACGAAAGCUAUCGGAGUUGAGCUUGAUUUGAGUGAUCAGCCUGUGGGGCUGGGAGUGAGGAGCAGGAGGUAUGCAAUGCUCGUCGAUGAUGGGGUUGUGAAAGUGUUGAAUUUGGAGGAAGGUGGUGCUUUUACUUCCAGCAGUGCUGAUGAUAUGCUUAAACAUCUUUGAGGAGGUGGACUAGUUCUUUUUUUUUGUUUGUUUUAUUUUAGUUAAGUUAUGAAUAUGAACUAGCUUUGUUUCAGAUGCUGAGAUUGUACCAGUCUUCUCUGUUUCCGAAUAAUCUGAGUUUUCGACAUUGAGUUUAAUAAAUUAACUCCUAGACAAUGGCUGCUUCAUAUA